AUCCGUUAAUCGGGUUGUCGAAUUAACUUGUUAACACUUUGCGACCUAGAAAUCCUCGUUACAACGUCAAUUCUAAUCAAUUUAGAAGACGGGCAUCGAGAUCUUGCAUUCGCGGGCGAAACACCAAUCUUGGGAUUGUUUAACAGUACCGAGGGGCGGCAGCUUUAGGAAAUAAAAGAAGUAUCAGUUUUAUACCUUUGUUACACAUGUGGACACAUUCGUAUGCAUUUGUUAUAAUCACGCGUUAAAAUUUCAGAUAAUUCAGUGCACCCAGUUUGGAGAAAAGUUUCAUAAACUUUUUUCACGUGUUGAUAUGUAUAGAAUGACCUUUUCAUAUCACCUUAAAUAUUACUGGAUAUUUUAUUGACUUACUGUUACAGAAAUGUUAACUUGGAGUAGGUCAAUUACGUCAAUACCCUGUUAAUAGAAUGCAAUUCGGAUAGGCGUGUAUUAACGAAAUUUUCGGUAUUUGAAAGGCCAUAAUUUAAUAUUUUGAGGUCAUCUUUAUACCUCACCCUUAUAAUAGGUUUUUUGAUAUUACUCGACGUUCGGUAUAGAUUUGGUUUGCCGCCGAUACACAACGCAAGGUGGCUGCCAGACCACUCGAGCAAUUUUCCCCUUUCGUCUCUUGCAUCUCCCCCGCCGAAAUAAUGACGCCCAGUGCUGCCUUACUCAUGUUUCAGAAUCCAUAUUUUUGCUCCAUAAUGAUCCGUCUAUGUGACCGUCCAAUCAGCAGGUAACGUGAGAACGAUGUGAUGAUCACCGAAGCAAGAAGUUCGCCAGGUUCGACGAUCAAGCGAAGUGUAUUAUUUUCCCCGGAAAGUAUCCCUGGGCGUGGUAACUUUCAGGGCGCCGAGGACGUCCACCAGCGCUCCUAAAUACCUAAAGGAACGUCUGAAUAUACCACGUCACCGCGGGAAACAUGGCGACGUCGGAAAGUGACGACUUUGAAAGCGCUGACGAAGAGGUAAACCCUCGAAGGGCAUCAACGACGUAUUCGUCGCCACGUUCUCAAGCUGUUGUAGACUCCGAGUCGGAUGAUGGCACCGAAUGUAUGUCAGCUAUACAAAGCCCUAGAUAUACAAGGAAUGUUGAUAAACAGCUGAUGGAUCGUAGAACUGUCAAGAGAGAUGAAAUUCCUAGUAAGACUCCACCUGGUACUAUGAGGGCAAGUCGUAAUGAUACUUGUUCGAGUACGACCGAUUCCUUGUCGGAUGAUAAAGAGAGUGGCAUGAAUAUUGAUAAGAAAGUCAACAUGGAUAGGUCAACCGAGGAGACUAAUGAUGCAGAUAAAGAUGGAGUUCACAGAGGGCACGUUAUGGCUGCCGAAAAGAAGCACGCUCAAGGAGUCGAGACUCGGAGUGACGACAAGUGUGAUCUAUUGGAUAAAGCUCAAGAUGUGAUUAAGCAUGAUCUAGAAGUAAAAGAUAAUGGUCGGACAAGUUCUAAUUCAAUGGUGAAAGAGAAGGUCAAUACGGAUGGUCUAGGAGUAACAGCUGCUUCAAAGAAACGUGUCGAAAAGACAGAGAGAAUGCAUAGACAACAGAAAUCCAAACAACCUCGACAAACAGGAACUAAAAAAUUAGGGGUUAAAGUUGAUUCCGUAAUGUUGGCUAAACCUCCGAUCGUGGGUGACGGUGCGAUUGAGGCAGCGAUUGCACCAUUGGAGCGGAAUGAAAAGUCUUCGGUAGAAGAAUGCCUUGCAGAAGUAGAUAAUGUCACGUGUAAGUUAGGUACAAUGAAUGUAAGCGAUUCUAAAAAAGAAGAACAGGAUAUACCACCAUGGGAUAGUUCUUGGGACAAUGCCGUUAGGCCUCCAGGUGUUCCAGAAUGUUGGGAAGAAUUUAUGGAAAUGCCUGAGGAAUUAAAGUCUGACAAGAAGUUUAAAGAAAUUUUUAAGUCGGAAGGGUGGAAAGGAAUCGAAGAUAUUGAUAUAACAAAAGAAUUGAGUGAACAGAGCUUUUCAUCUGGCAUGGAUCGUGCGGCAUUGUCGAGUGAAAAUGAGGACAAUAGUUGGGGAGGCUGGAGUAGUUGGGGUGUCAGUUCAUUGAUAAAUACUGCCACUGUUGGAGUGUCGACGUUGACAAGCCAUGUUACCCAUGGGCUGUCAAUGUUGGAAGAAUCUAUUGGAGCACCUGAUCCUGCUGAAUUGGCUAAGGAAUUAAAUGAAGAAAAAGAGUCUCCUGAAAGUGAAGAACAAGAAUCAUUGGAAGAAACUCAAGCACCAGGAAUCUUUGGAUUCAGCAGUAUUAUUUCUGGAGUCUCAUCUUUCACAAAACUUGUUGAAUCUACUAGUUCCAAAGUUAUUACCGGUGGCUUAGAUACCUUGGAAACUAUAGGCAAGAAAACCAUGGAAGUUUUGCAAGAGGGAGAUCCAGGUUUAAAGAAGAAAAGAGCAUUCUUUUUAAAUGAAGAUGAAAAGCCAAAUUUGUCCAAGAUCCUUAGAGAAGCAAAGGAAAAAGCAGAUGCUGAGGAAAAAUCAUUGGAGGAGAAACAAUUAGCAAGGAAAAUACACUUCGAAAGUCUCUUUGACGAUUGUCAGGGUCUCGUUCACUUAGAAGCUUUAGAGAUGUUGUCAAAGCAAUGCAAUAUAAAAAUACAACAACGGCUUGUAGGCCUGGAUGAUAGUGAAUUAACUUCCAUGCAGGAAACUUUGGAACAGGUGAAAGAAUUAUGUGAUUUAGGAGAUGAGGAUGAGGAUAAUGAUGAAGAUAAACUGGAGGAAAAACUAAAUAAUGCCUGUCAAGACCUUGGUGUAAAUAUAACCUAUGAUAGACUGUUCAAUAUCUGGGAAGAAACAAAGUCUUAUCUAUCAUCUGUCGAGACGCAGCCUCAUUCCGAUCGAGUUGUGUUUCAACAAGCAGUUAAAAGUCUAGCACUAAUUACGGCAUUUGCAGUAGAACGUUUCCACAAGACUGCUGAGUUACUUUUAAUAAAGGAACGACGUAGUACCGUCAAUGAAGCAGAUGCACUGGUGGAACUUACGCACAUUCUGACAGGACAAAUAAGAUCUGCCUCAGAUUUAUUCACAAAUUGCCUAAACGAGUUUGCUGAAAAAUCUGAAAAACCAGAAGUCAUCAAUGCUAACAUCACUACCAUAUACUUGGAGGCGGCAAACGCAAGCUCUUACGUUCAAAAUGCUUUUGAACUACUUAUUCCCAUCUUACAAGUUGGUGCCAUAUAAUGGUACUGUGUUUGCUUCAAAGCAUUUUGUACAUGUAAUGAAUUUUUAUACAUAAAAAGGAACAUUAAAUGCCAUAAAUUACAUGA
Messenger RNA from Orussus abietinus, 3270 nucleotides. Its product is annotated as protein FAM114A2. The transcript has 4 exons. Lineage: Eukaryota; Metazoa; Arthropoda; Insecta; Hymenoptera; Orussidae. The record is from RefSeq and is a predicted model, not a curated record. Bases 923 to 3184 code for a protein of 753 amino acids.